ACACCUCUAUCUUACUUUCUACGUGUGGUGUGAUGCUCAAUGAACCUAAUCGCCAAUAAUCUCCAAGCCUCCUUGUGAAUCUAAUAAACUAUUGGCAUGUUAAAUCCUCCGCCAGCAACGUUUAUAUUUUUAGACGGCGCACCAGCAUAUAACUGUUUUAUAAACAAAGCAAAAACCUUGACGAGCAAAAAAAAAAAAGGAGUAAAACCAGAACUAAACUAUCAAGUCUACGAGUUUCCGGUGAGGUCACGAAUGACACGUGUAUUCAAGAUGGCGGCCGCGAUGGAGUCGUGGGUCGUUGUGCUGCUCCUGUCUCUACUGCCUCUGGUCAAGCCGUUUUACGUGCCUGGUGUGGCACCUAUGGAUUUCCAUCAGAACGACCUCGUUGAGAUCAAGGCAGUAAAACUCACCAGCUCCAGGACUCAGCUCCCCUAUGAGUACUACUCACUUCCCUUCUGUCGGCCCAGGACCAUUGUGUACAAGGCAGAGAACCUUGGCGAGGUUCUGAGAGGCGAUCGUAUCGUGAGCACGCCAUACCAAGUGAGGAUGACCAUUAACAAGAAUUGUGAGCUAGCGUGUGCAAAACCUGGGCAGCCCACUAAACUCAGCAUGGCCGACAGCAAGCUGAUCGCCGAGCGAAUCAAAGAGGAGUACUACGUCCACCUAAUUGCAGACAAUCUUCCAGUGGCAACUAGGCUGGAGUUUUACCCGAACAGAGAGUCAGGGGCCGAUGAGGAACAGAAGAAAGACAUAGUAAAAGAUGUCCAGUUUGAACAUGGCUACAGAUUGGGCUUUGCGGAUGGUAGCAAGUACUAUUUGCACAACCACCUGUCGUUCAUUUUGUACUACCACAAAGAGAAAGUGGAGGAGGAAAAGGAGCACAAUUACCGUGUCGUACGCUUUGAGGUGGUGCCACAGAGCGUGAAGCUAGAAGACCUGAAAGCUGAAGCGAAUGGCGGUUGCACGUUACCGGAAGCCAGUGGUUCUGCUCCUCAAGAGAUUGAGCCAGGCAAAGAGAACAGUGUGCUCUUCACCUACUCUGUGCGCUGGGAGGAAAGUCCGGUGAAGUGGGCGUCUCGCUGGGACACGUAUCUUACUAUGAGCGAUGUACAGAUUCACUGGUUCUCCAUCGUCAACUCGGUGGUGGUGGUAUUCUUCUUGUCAGGCAUCCUGAGCAUGAUUAUUAUCAGGACCUUGAGGAAAGACAUUGCGAACUACAACAGGGAGGACGACAUUGUAAGAGAAUCAUGUUUCACCUCCGUGUUUGUGAUAGUCUUCAACUCAGUUUCCAUGUACUCAUGUCAGUGUCUCACUCAGGAGGACACCAUGGAGGAAUCCGGCUGGAAGAACGUUCACGGCGAUGUUUUCCGUCCACCUCAAUAUCCCAUGAUUCUUAGUUCUCUGCUAGGCUCUGGGAUUCAGCUCUUUUGUAUGAUCCUCAUUGUCAUCUUCGUGGCCAUGCUAGGCAUGUUGUCUCCAUCUAGUCGGGGGGCUCUGAUGACCACUGCCUGCUUCCUGUUUAUGUUUAUGGGCGUGUUUGGAGGCUUCUUUGCUGGCCGACUGUAUCGCACUCUGAAAGGUCAUAGAUGGAAGAAAGGAGCUUUCUGUACCGCGACCCUGUACCCUGCGGUAGUGUUUGGAAUCUGUUUUGUGCUGAACUGUUUUAUCUGGGGAGAGCACUCCUCAGGGGCUGUACCGUUCACCACAAUGCUGGCGCUGUUGUGUAUGUGGUUCGGCAUCUCAAUGCCUCUGGUCUAUUUGGGCUACUACUUCGGCUUCCGCAAACAACCCUACGACAACCCGGUACGCACCAACCAGAUCCCACGCCAGGUGCCAGAGCAGCGCUGGUAUAUGAACAAGUUUGUAGGAAUCCUGAUGGCUGGCAUUCUCCCAUUUGGUGCAAUGUUUAUUGAGCUCUUCUUCAUCUUCAGUGCCAUCUGGGAGAACCAGUUUUACUAUUUGUUUGGCUUCCUCUUCCUGGUCUUCAUCAUCUUGGUGGUGUCCUGUUCUCAGAUCAGCAUUGUCAUGGUCUAUUUUCAGCUCUGCGCAGAGGACUACCGGUGGUGGUGGAGGACUUUCGUAGUGUCUGGAGGUUCUGCUUUUUACGUGCUCAUCUACGCCAUUUUCUAUUUUGUUAAUAAGCUGGACAUUGUGGAAUUCAUUCCCUCCUUGCUGUAUUUUGGCUACACAGCCCUGAUGGUUUUAUCCUUCUGGCUUCUAACAGGAACGAUCGGCUUCUACGCAGCCUACAUGUUCAUACGCAAAAUAUACGCCGCCGUCAAAAUCGACUGAGCUGCAGUCCUACUUCAUUUUUUUUCCCUUUUUUUUUUUCUCUUUUAUGCAUUUUCUUUUCUUUUUGUUUGUUUGUUUUACCUUCUGGUUCGGCAAGCAAGCACUGAAACUAGUCUCACGAAGUGGGUUGUGUGCAGCUACGCCCCCUGUGGACUGGAGGAGAAAACAGACAGGUGGUUUUGUGCACCGAAUGGUUAGCGGAUCCUCCACUGCAACAGAGAUUUCAUUGUUAUGGAUUCUGAAAUUCUUUUAUUUUAUUUUAUUUUUUUAUUUAAUUCUGACUUUCCUUGUUGCACACAUCACGUGGGCCAAAGUAUGUGCUUUAUUUGUCUGUUCUUUUUGUCAUUGGAAUGUUGGUGAGACAGUGAAGGUGGUUAACAUGAUUUAUAGUAUAUCCUUUUACAGACCAUAGUCAUUUUUUAACUAUUCUUAAUAAUGUCAUUUGGACCUACUCCAAAGUAUUUCGUUUAAACACUCAAUUGUUGUACAGACGUACAUGUAGCCAUGGAUGGUUGGGUAUUUGUGAUGCUGUGUGUGUGCGCGCGCGUGUGUGUGUACAGCAUACUGAAGGCAGAAGUCUGACAUAAGAAGGAGUUUAAACUGAUGCUAAAGUUAUGUGGCACUAAGAAAAUGAGAUUAAAAAUCACAAUUUUGUCA
Molecule: messenger RNA, 2949 nt
Organism: Silurus meridionalis
Lineage: Eukaryota; Metazoa; Chordata; Actinopteri; Siluriformes; Siluridae
Gene: tm9sf4
Product: transmembrane 9 superfamily protein member 4
Exons: 17
Coding region: 97-2292 (731 amino acids)
Biological process (GO): protein localization to membrane
Cellular component (GO): membrane
Source: RefSeq, a predicted model, not a curated record